Messenger RNA from Lolium rigidum, 567 nucleotides. Its product is annotated as non-specific lipid-transfer protein 2P-like. Gene Ontology annotation, biological process: lipid transport. The record is from RefSeq and is a predicted model, not a curated record. The coding region runs from base 51 to 365 and encodes 104 amino acids. NCBI's taxonomy places the organism in Eukaryota, Viridiplantae, Streptophyta, Magnoliopsida, Poales, Poaceae. The transcript has a single exon.
CUCAGAGUCACACUCGAGUCUUGAUCUCGACGAUUUCUUUGCAGAAGACCAUGGCUAGGGCGGUGGCGAUGUGCGCGGUGGUGGCGGUGGUAGUAGCGGCGAUGAUGGUGGUGCCAUCGGCGGCGGCAGCGAGGGCGAUGGCGCCGGCGCACCAGAAGUGCGACGUGGGGAAGCUGAUCGACUGCCGGCCGGCGGUCAUCGGCGGGAAGCCGCCGUCGGACUCGUGCUGCUCGAACCUCAAGGCGCAGAAAUGGUGCUUCUGCCAGUACUUGAAGGACCCGAACUACUCCCACUACAUCAACAGCCCCAAUGCCGGCAAGACCCUUGACUCCUGCGGCAUCAGAUUCCCCAUCUGCCUGCUGUAGAAACAUGGUGUGUAGAUACAUCGCACAUAGUGCGUGCUAUUGUAUCUCUUUGUGAGAAUAAAAAUAUUGUUUCCGCGGGUGUGUGUUGAUCGAUUAUGUCGCUUAAUUUACAUGACUGCGUGCGUGUGUUGAUCGAUUCAAUCAUUCAAGUAAAAUGGUCUGCUACAAGUCCGUGAAAGUGGAAUUGAUCAAUUAGGCCGCU